AUGCCACUACAAGGGACCCACACCACCAUCACAAGGAUACAUAACCACGUCACUACGGGAGGGAUCCCACCAUCACUACAAGAGACCUCACCACCUGCCACUACACGAUACAUAACCACGUCACUACAGGAGACAUCCUCACCAUCACCAAGAGACCUCACCACCUCACUACACAAGAGACCUCACCACCACAGACCUCACCACCAUCACUACUACAUAACCAACCACGUCACUACAGGGACAUCGUCACCAUCACUACAAGAGACCUCACCCACCAUCACUACACGAUACAUAACCACGUCACUACAGGGAGACCGUCACCAUCACUACAAGAGACCCCACCACCUCACUACAGGGAGACAUAACCACGUCACUACAGAGACAUCCCACCAUCACUACAAGAGACCUCACCACUGCCACUACAAGAGACUGCACCACGUCACUACAGGAGACAUCAUCACCAUCACUACAAGAGACCUCACCACCAUCACUACACGAGACAUAACCACGUCACUACAGGAGACAUCGUCACCAUGCCACUACAAGAGACCCCACCACCUGCCACUACACGAGACCCAUAACCACGUCACUACAAGAGACCAGCCACCAUCACUACAAGAGCACCACUGCCACUACAGAGACCCACCAUCUGUCACUACAGGAGACAUCAUCACCAUCACCACAAGAGACCCACCACAUCACUACACACACCAUCUGCCACUACAAGAGACCCCGUCACCAUGCCACUACAAGAGACCCCACCCCUGCCACUACAUGGGACUCAUCACCACCUCACUACAGAGACACACCCAUCAUCACCACCAUGCCACUACAAGAGACCCUCACCACUCCUGCCACUACAAGAGACCCCACUACAGGAGUGACCCGAUAUCACCACCUGAGACUAGGACCCCACGUCACCACAGGGGACCCUACCACCCUGCCACUACAAGAGACCCCCCACCACCUGCCACUACAAGGGAUCCCACCACCUGCCACUACAAGAGACCCCACCAUCUGCCACUAAAAGGGACCCCCACCUGCCUGCAUCCCAUCCCUACUUAA
Molecule: messenger RNA, 1065 nt
Organism: Haliotis rubra (blacklip abalone)
Lineage: Eukaryota; Metazoa; Mollusca; Gastropoda; Lepetellida; Haliotidae
Product: histidine-rich glycoprotein-like
Exons: 1
Coding region: 1-1065 (354 amino acids)
Source: RefSeq, a predicted model, not a curated record